AUGAUUACUCCAAAAUUUGAAUUGCGGCAGGAUGCUGAUUUUGUUUAUUUAAGUAUUCAAGCUCCCCAUAUAAAGGCUCAAAAUGCUGAAAUUGAAGCUAUGGGAUCAGAGAUCCACUUUUGCAUUGCUCCAUACUUUCUGAAACUAGAGCUUCCAGGGAAUGUAUUAGACGAUGAACGAGCCAAUGCUUCCUAUGACAUUGGAAAAGGAAUGAUACAUAUAAAAUUUCCAAAGGAGAAUUCUGGAGAAGAAUUUCCUAAUUUAGAUUUAUUAACAACUUUGCUUGCGAACAAAGAAAAGCCAGAGGCACCUAAAAAAGCAUUGAUUGAAGAAGUAAGCGAUAUCCCAGCUGCGACAAGUACCGAAGGAGAUGUACAAGCAAACGAUGUUGAUCCAGAAAUUGACUGGAGAACUGUUCGCUUUGAUGAUCCCGACUUUGACUGGGGUUUGCUUCAAAGAAUGGAAGAUAAAAAGAUGGAAUAUACAUCUACAGUAAAUUAUGGAUUCAACGAUCAAUACACCGGGUUGCUUAAGUACUUGGAGGGAAAUGAAAUAAAUGUGUUGCCAGAGCCAGAAAUUACGGACCCGAUACAGAGGAGCGAAAUUCGAAAAAAAACGGAAGAUGAAAAGUUUGAUCCAGAGUACUAUUUAGCUGAUUUUCAUGAUCAUGAGAUGAUUGAUGAGUUGAUUGGGUACACUCCUAGUUAUGUCGAAUUGUCCAACCGUGCUAAAGCCGGAGACCCAAUUUCUUUUGAAUUCACGGAAAAUGAAAAACAAGCUUUACUAUCCCUUCCGAGAAAAUCGUACAUAAUCGAAAACCCAAAACGGAUUUACCUUAACCUGGUGGCACUGAUUUUCGCAUAUGCUUAUGAUCAUCGGACAACUUUAGGUGAUCCUAGUAGUGAAUCUAGCUGGAAUAUCGGAAUAAUGGCUCCUAAUGUUGCAUGUCUUGACACAAAUUUUUCUACCAUCCACGAAGUAGCCUGUGCGUGUUUCCGUCGAGCCUUGGCAUAUCCUUUGUAUCGAAAUUGGAAUUUAGCAGAAGCCUGCUGGAAGGACACUUAUGCCAUUGUCAGUUUAGGAAAGCGAUGGAUUUUGCGCGUUUUACUUUGUAUAAAAGCUUUAUUUGAACAUCAUGAUGUAUACUACAUCUACAAUACCAUGAUUAUUAAUGACUAUGCUUAUUGGAUACAAACAGCAAAUGACAACGUGCUAGAAGCUCUCACUUAUCAGGUUAUGGAAUAUAUGCCAAAAAAGUCUGAUAUUGGAUGGCAAUUAGAGGACUUGGAAACAGAGAGUAUACAACAAAUGGAAACAUAUGAUGGAGAGGAUUAG
Molecule: messenger RNA, 1335 nt
Organism: Schizosaccharomyces osmophilus
Lineage: Eukaryota; Fungi; Ascomycota; Schizosaccharomycetes; Schizosaccharomycetales; Schizosaccharomycetaceae
Gene: shq1
Product: box H/ACA snoRNP assembly protein Shq1
Exons: 5
Coding region: 1-1335 (444 amino acids)
Biological process (GO): box H/ACA snoRNP assembly
Cellular component (GO): nucleoplasm; cytoplasm
Source: RefSeq, a predicted model, not a curated record